Messenger RNA from Anopheles stephensi (Asian malaria mosquito), 3569 nucleotides. RefSeq lists its product as uncharacterized. The record is from RefSeq and is a predicted model, not a curated record. The transcript is spliced from 2 exons. Bases 315 to 3569 code for a protein of 1084 amino acids. Gene Ontology annotation, molecular function: nucleic acid binding; zinc ion binding. NCBI's taxonomy places the organism in Eukaryota, Metazoa, Arthropoda, Insecta, Diptera, Culicidae.
CACGCGAUGACUUGCAAGGGAUGUGAGAGUCUGUGAGUGAACGCGACGGUGACAAUGAUGUAGGACGUGUGACGCGGAGGCAGUUGCAAUUGACCAGCCGGAGUGUGCAGACAAAAAAACGAUCACAGUCUAUCUUAUCGAACACCACUUACCAAUAUUACAAUAAAGGAUUGAACUUUCAAACUGUACAAACAAAGUCCGCCUUUAUUACAUGGGGGCUCAACCGGGAUGUGCGUGAUCUCGAUAUAGAUAAAGUGAAGCGAUCAAGCGACACGAGAAAGGAUUCAAGUGAAUAACGACGAACUAACGACGAAAUGGCGACGGUUGACGAAUUGUGCGAAAAUUUCACCAAAGUUGGGUUGACACGCGAGUGCGAAAAGCUUGGUUUGCCAGCCAUCGGUGGAAAACGAGAUAUCGCGAAAAAAAUCAUUAACCAUCGGAACAUGACGAAUUCUGGAGGUGAAAAUGGUGAAGACGAUCGCGAUCCACAGAAAGACGGCGUGUGUGAGAAAGACGACUCACACACAGAAGACGCUGAACGUGGAGUUGUCGGUAGUUGUGAGAAAGACGGCUCACACUCCGAUAACGAGGAACGUGCAGAAAGAGACGGCUUUAGCACCAACGGCGAGGACGACGAAGCGGACAACGACGACAGUGAAGACAAUGAAUCCGAUGAUAUGUUUCAGACGGCAAUUCGAACCAAUACUUCUACACCGUUAGCAAAUCGACUACGCGCAUCACGACGUACGAAGGUUUACUCUUUCCGCGAUAUGGAAGAGAGUAUUGAAUCCUUUGGUGCGGAGGAAGGAGAAGACGUACGGUUAUGGUUGAUGCAGCUCAAAGGCGUGUGCAAAGCUGCGCGAUGGGACGAUGAGCAACAAUUAAUAAUGUGCCGAAAGAAAUUAACUGGUACCGCGAAACGUUUUGUAUUUUCGCUUCGGAGCAGUUUCAGCAGUUUUAAGAAGUUAGAACAAGCGCUGAUUAGAGAAUUUGCACCACGCGUACGGGCAAGCGAUGUACAUCGUGCGUUGACGAACCGUAAGAAGAAGAACUCAGAGUCCAUCCGUGAUUAUAUUUACGAGAUGCAACGGCUAGCGCUCCCUAUCGAACUCGACGAACCUAGCCCCUGCGAAUACAUAGUAAACGGUAUUACGGACGAUGAGCAUCACCAAACGAUUUUAUACGAAGCGCAAAGCAUCGAACGGCUUAAGCGGAAACUACUGAAUUUCGAAAGAGUGAUGAAGGAUUCCAAGAACAAAAAGAAGCGCGACGAUUUUGGAAACAGAAAAGAGAAAGCACGUGAAAAGGAAAACAACACAAUGAGCAAGAAGCGUAGUUGUUUCAAUUGCGGUGAAACGUCACAUGUUUCCGCGGAUUGUCCACAGAAAGGUGCAGGACCUAAGUGUUUUUCGUGCAAUACGUUUGGGCAUCGAGCGCGCGAAUGCAAGAAAGGUGGCACGAGUAGCCAGAAGGAGAAACAAAAUGUGUUGAUUUGUGGACCAAGUGUAGAGCCAAACCAUAGUGAGCACCCUCCUUCAAGUGUAACUAAGUGGGAAGACGAAUUUACAUCGAAGAGGUCAUCUGAAAAGCAAGUGUGGCUGCAGAGAACGAUAAUUCAAGUGAAAGUAGAAUCGGUAAUUAUUGACGCUUUGUUUGAUACCGGCAGUCCAAUGAAUUUGAUGACGCAUUACACAUAUGAAAAAAUCGGAAAACCCUGCCUAAGUACCACUACAAUGAAGCUAAAAGGUUUUGGUGGCAACGAAAUUGCUGCUGAUGGUGUGUUCCAAGUAGAUAUGUGUAUCGACUGUCACCAAUACCGUGAUGUGCUUUUCUAUCUAGUACCGAAUAAAAGUAUGUCUUUUGCGGCUGUGCUCGGAACGGCGUCCCUUCAGCAUUUUGAUGUAAAGGUGACCACGAACGGUGUGCAAGUGUUAAAGCGAGAAGAAUGCGAAAUUAUGGACAUUAUGCUGUGCGAGAACGAAAUCGAUGUACCGAAACAAUAUGCAAGUGAAGUCAAAUCCCUAAUUUCUAACUACGUGCCGUGUGAAGAUGUAAAGAGUACCGUGGAAAUGAAAAUCCUUCUCGAAGACGAACACCCGGUGCAAACCAAUCCAAGGCGGUUUGCCCCGAAAGAAAAAGAAGUGCUAGAAAAAACAGUAAACGAGUGGUUGAACGCAGGCAUAAUUCGGGAAAGUAACAGUGAUUAUGCGAGUCCUGUAGUGCUAGCGAAGAAGAAAGAUGGUUCUAUGCGAGUGUGUGUAGAUUACCGCGAGCUCAACCGAAAGAUAAAGAAGGAUUGUUUUCCGAUGAGGAAUAUGGAAGACCAAAUUGACAAGCUACAAGGAGCAAAAGUAUUCACAACGCUGGAUUUGAAGAACUCUUUCUUCCAUGUGCCGAUAGAGAAGUCUAGCCAGAAGUAUACAGCGUUUGUGACACAUACAGGCCAGUACGAGUUUCUACGAGCUCCAUUCGGCCUGUGUAACAGUCCUGCAUGUUUUAGUCGUUUUGUAGCCAACGCGUUCCGUGAACUGAUCAAAAGCGGUGAAAUAUUAGUGUAUGUGGAUGAUUUGAUCAUUGCGACAAAUAGUGAAGAAGAGAACAUUAUCACGUUGAAAAAGUUGUUCAAGGCUGCCAGUGCAAACGGAAUUGAGUUCAAUUGGAAGAAAUCUCAGUUUCUUAAGCCCGAAGUGGAAUAUUUGGGGUUUGUUAUUAAGGAUGGUACCUAUAGCAUUUCGCCCGAUAAAUUAAAAGCAAUAAAUUCUUUUCCGGUGCCAAGAAACGUGAAGGAGUUACAAAGGUUUCUGGGUUUGACGAGUUAUUUUCGUAAGUUUAUCGAGUGCUACGCGAUAAUGGCUAAACCGCUAACAGACUUGAUGCGUAAAAACGUCGAAUACGAGUUUACAAAUAUGCAUUUGAAUUGUUUUGAAAGAUUGAAGAAGUGUUUGGUGUCUGAUCCAGUGCUGAAGAUUUAUGAACAAAAAGCUGCGACAGAGGUACAUACGGAUGCUUCAAAAGAAGGUUACGGAGCAGUACUGCUACAGAAGGGCGCUGACGAUCAUUUCCAUCCUGUUUAUUAUAUGAGCCACCAAACGAAUGAUGCAGAGAAAAACUACAGUGCGUACCAUUUGGAAGUAUUAGCCGUUGUGCGAGCGGUAGAGAAAUUUCGUGUCUAUUUGCUUGGAAUACCUUUCAAAAUAGUAACAGACUGUUCGGCUUUUCAACACACCUUUAAAGCAAAGGAACUUUCUGCGCGCAUAGCUAGAUGGGCUUUAAUGUUGGAAGAAUAUGAUUAUAAAGUAAUUCAUAGACCAGGAACGUCAAUGAGGCAUGUAGAUGCUUUAAGUCGAGCUAUUAUGAUUGUAACGAACGAUCCGGUGGUAGAGAUGAUAAUAACUGCGCAAAAGAAAGACGAAAGAAUUUCAGCCAUACGACAAUUAUUAACAACACAACCUUAUGAUGACUACUGUAUGAACGGCGAAGUUGUGAUGAAGCUGGUGAAAGUUUUCACACACUCGGGAGCCAUUCGAUGUGAUUUCGACGUGCUGUGCCAUUUACAUCUCACCUGUUAG